Amoebophrya sp. A25 is the source of this 2978-nucleotide messenger RNA. NCBI's taxonomy places the organism in Eukaryota, Dinophyceae, Syndiniales, Amoebophryaceae. The record is from the annotation of a GenBank genome assembly.
AAAAAAUAUAAAAUCUACAUUUUGAUGAAUUCGUAAAAUUUUUGAUUUUAUAAUUUCAGUUUUCCUUUCUUAAUUUACAUCCAGAAAUUUUGAUUUUAUUGCGUUUCUCAUAGAUUCUAAGUUAGGAACUCGUAUUUUCAGACUUGACAAAUUUUUGCAUUCCAAAAGAGAAGGUCCAUAUUAAGAUCUCGUCAAGAUCAAGAUGAAACACGAUCAAGAAACUUCCAAAAGAGAAGCACCAUAUUAGGAUCUCUUCAAGAUCAAGAUGAAACACGAUCAAGAAGCAAAGAGGCGCAGCUAUCAUCUCUCCUCGUGAUCCUCAUUUAUGUGGAAAGAUCAGGAAGAUCUGCUCGCCAAGAAGAAAUCCAAGUCGUAGAACAAUGGAGAUUUCUGUCCUAGAAGUGGUGACUCUGUCAUGUUGGAAGUCGCUGUCGUAGUGCUGACAAUAUAGAUCUCUGUCGUACGGGUGACUGAGACUGUCCUACUUGUUCUACGUCCGUUGAUCAUUCUGCCGCUUCCUCUUCUAACUACGCCAGGCUUUGUAGUCAACCAUCCAAAAACAUCUUCACGGGUGGCAAAAAGGUAAGAGUUCAUAUUUAGAUCCCCCACUAAGAUCAUGAAGAAGCUGAUCCUGAUAGUCUAUUCCACUACCUGAUCCUUUCUAACAUAUAUUAUAGAGUGAGCGACAUCGACAUCAUGCGUAUCUUCAUCAAACACCAGCCAGGAAACAAUUUGAAAGCGCUUUCUCUUCAUCGAUCGGGCGAUCCUUUCUAGAACAAACUAACUGAAGACCAUUUCUGGUUUUUCUUGCCUUUUACCAGAAACUACCCAAAAGCAACAUCAAGUAAGAAGUAAGAAUCUAUCUUGUGAUACAUCUCACUUUUACUAGAACAACUCGCUUUUCUCGAGAGUCGUUUUCUUGUUGCGUAUUUUGAUUCAACACCCAUAGUGCUUGCGUAGCGGAUAACCUCCUCGCAAACAUACUUUUUUUCCUGAAAGAACAAGCAAACGUAUUAACCUCCUCAAUAUCGUAGGUAUUGAUAUACGAACAGAAACAAAAAGAGGCAAGAUGAUGUCGUCGCGUUUUUUUCAAAAAGAGAUGCUCUCUGACGGUCCUCACCGCGCUGGCGUUGGUACGCUUGGGCGCGGUUCUUUCGUGAUCUUCUUCUUGCUUGCCAACAUGAUCAGUGGAGGGGAAGCCUCCUCUCUAUUGCACUCCUUCCGUAGUCGGCUUUCCGGUUACAGCGGCUUGCAGCAAGAGCUAGAUGGGCAGGACUUUGUGAAGUUGAUUAAAGACGAAAUCCUUCGACAGAAGGGUCGGAAGACAUUUGUGUAUUUGGAUAUCGGGAUGGACAAGCACGGUGCUGCAAGUGCAGCAGGAGCAGACGAUGCAAAUGGAAGUGCAGAAUCUUCUGGAAGUUCUCCUGCGCCUGGAGGACCCUUCUUGGACACAAAAAAAUCUAUGGAGAUUCUCGAACGGUUGGUACCAUUGUUGCAAUCGGAAGUCCGAGGACCGGACUCGGAAAAACCCAAGUGGGGCAACGUAGUUUUUCUUGUCGGAGGCGAGCACUCAAUUGUCGUCAAGAGAGAGACUCAUGUUGAUCCGCUGAAGAGUAAACCGGAUGCUUAUAAUACCCACUACUACGAUUCAAGCAGAGAGCCUGCACCCGUAUCCAAUAAUGGUGUGCAGGACAGACGUGAUGUUGGGCCUAUGUAUUUUUUUUUUGACUAUGGCGUGGAAAACGACACACGAUGUGCGCCUUAUGCCCGAACUGGAGGUUGGCAGCUACCUGCGGCCGACAUUGUAGCUCUUGCAACUAGCCUAAGCGAUGUCAUCGUGAAGGUCGGCGUCGGUUACAGCUCGACCGUUGACGAGGCUCCUCAAGCAGAUAAACUCCAUGUCGCGCUUCAGCUGCAGGGUAAGGAGGCCACUGCAGAAACUGUAGUGGAAUUUGAAGAUUUAGAAAAUAUGCAGACGGGGGUAGUGCCGCACCUACAGACGAUGAUAUUGAACGCGCACAAUAAGAUUCAUCGAAAUAAGGGUAACUGGUUCACGCGGCAGCUCGUCAAGUAGCACCCCUAGUAAGUCAAAAGACGACUGAAAAGCCUAAUGGUAACUGGAGAUUGAGGCAGCUGACGGAUAAAAUUACUAAGUAGAAUUAUGAGAAGCUUAUCGAGAUGAUACUGAGUGCCGUUUUUGGCGUUUUGGACAAUGGCGGGCGCCAGGAAGCUGGCAAAUGUUGUACUGUUACUAUAAUUUUUAUUUCUAUUUGAGAAUGUAUAUGUUGCAUUAACAUCGGGCAGCCAUCGUCGAUCUCGAUUGGUGGGUUCAUUCUUUCAGGUCGUUGAAGAUGUCAAGACCCGUACUGACAAUGGCGAGUCAAUGCAUAGCAUUGCGCUUGUGCCAUAGAACAGAAGUGCCACCAACAAAGCUACUUGAAGUUGAGACAUACCAUAGAUAGUAGAAAAAAUAGGAAGGAUACACCAGUACGAAUACCAGAGGCAGAGGUGGACCACAACGCAAUUGAUUCCAGCAUACUGAUUAUCGGCGGCCUCAAUUGAUGCCCUUGUGGCAGUCUGCACUGAACUUUGUGCGAGAUAGAUUGUAUUGUAUUGUAUUGCAUUGAGUCGUCUUUCGUAUUCUUCGAUAAAUAGAGAAAGCAUGAGGCAAAAUGCAAAGCAGAAGAAGACGAAGAGCUGCAAUUGCAAUAGGAAUUAAUCUAAAUCCUAAGUCCAAACUUAACGUUAAGGUUAACCCGUGAAUUCUGGGUAAUAUAAGUAUCGUCAUCAUAUUGCUAUUGGGCAUCGAUUUCGAUUGGCGCGUUUAUUCUUCAGAAGACGCUUUGGAUUAAACACUUCUACCUUGGUAGUUCAGACGAUGCUGGUCCUCUCGUUCGCAUUUAAACGGUCAAAAAUGAUUUUUAUAGUUGAAAUUGAACAGAAGCAGAACAAGAAAAAGCAGCACAGGUGGGUACAGA